Molecule: messenger RNA, 2902 nt
Organism: Rattus rattus (black rat)
Lineage: Eukaryota; Metazoa; Chordata; Mammalia; Rodentia; Muridae
Product: bifunctional heparan sulfate N-deacetylase/N-sulfotransferase 4-like
Cellular component (GO): Golgi apparatus
Molecular function (GO): deacetylase activity; heparan sulfate N-sulfotransferase activity
Source: RefSeq, a predicted model, not a curated record
UUACUAUCUGUUCGCCAUGGCACAUUAGGGAAAGACGCCAGAAAAGGCUCCCAACGCAUUGAUUUUUAAAAUGAAUCUUAUUGUAAAGUUUCGGAGAAGCUUUCGAACACUGAUUGUUCUCUUAGCUACCUUUUGUUUGGUGAGCAUCGUCAUUUCUGCCUACUUCCUGUACUCUGGCUACAAACAGGAAAUGACCCUUGUCGAAACUACUGCAGAAGCAGAGUGCGCUGACAUCAAAAACCUUCCUUAUCGGUCAGUAGAACUGAAAACCAUCAAGCCUAUUGAUACAUCCAAAACUGAUCCCACUGUCCUUCUCUUUGUAGAGAGCCAGUAUUCGCAACUUGGUCAAGAUAUUGUAGCAAUCUUGGAGUCCAGCCGGUUUCAGUACCAGAUGGUCAUUGCUCCAGGCAAGGGAGACAUACCUCCUCUUACCGAUAGUGGCAAGGGGAAGUACACAUUGAUUAUUUACGAAAACAUUUUGAAGUACGUCAGCAUGGACUCAUGGAACCGGGAGCUUUUAGAAAAAUACUGUAUAGAAUACAGUGUUAGCAUAAUUGGUUUUCAUAAAGCCAAUGAGAACAGCUUGCCGACUACACAACUGAAAGGGUUUCCUUUGAACUUAUUCAAUAAUGUAGCUCUGAAGGACUGCUCUGUGAACCCCCAGUCUCCUCUGCUUCAUAUUACCAAAGGCCCCAAAGUUGAAAAGGGACCUCUUCCUGGGGAAGACUGGACAAUUUUCCAAUAUAACCAUUCUACCUACCAGCCAGUGCUUUUAACUGAGUUACAAACAGAAAAGUCCUCUCUUUCUUGUCCAGCCAAACACUCAUCGACAAUAAUUCAGGAUCUGGGGCUUCAUGAUGGGAUCCAGCGAGUUCUUUUUGGUAACAAUUUGAACUUUUGGUUGCACAAGCUCAUUUUCAUAGACGCCAUCUCUUUCUUGUCGGGCAAGAGGCUGACACUAUCCUUGGACAGGUACAUCCUUGUGGACAUUGAUGACAUAUUUGUGGGGAAGGAGGGCACGAGGAUGAAUGUCAAAGAUGUGAAGGCAUUACUAGAGACUCAAAAUUUACUGCGCACUCAGGUUGCAAAUUUUACCUUCAACCUUGGAUUUUCAGGGAAGUUUUACCACACAGGGACUGAAGAAGAAGAUGCAGGGGAUGACCUUCUGCUGAGGUCUGUGGAUGAGUUCUGGUGGUUUCCUCACAUGUGGAGUCACAUGCAGCCCCACCUGUUCCACAAUGAGUCUUCUUUAGUGGAACAGAUGAUUCUUAACAAAGAAUUUGCCCUGGAACAUGGAAUUCCGAUCAACCUGGGCUAUGCAGUGGCCCCACAUCACUCAGGAGUCUACCCAGUCCAUAUUCAGCUAUAUGCAGCUUGGAAGAAGGUCUGGGGUAUUCAGGUCACCAGCACUGAAGAGUAUCCACAUCUAAAGCCUGCACGGUACCGGAAGGGUUUCAUUCACAACAGCAUCAUGGUCCUCCCUCGACAGACCUGUGGGCUGUUCACGCAUACUAUUUUCUACAAAGAGUAUCCAGGAGGACCUCAAGAAUUGGAUAAAAGUAUCAAAGGAGGUGAACUUUUCCUCACAAUUCUUCUAAAUCCAAUCAGCAUUUUCAUGACACAUCUGUCUAACUACGGCAAUGACCGUCUCGGCUUAUACACCUUUGUGAACUUGGCCAACUUUGUGCACAGCUGGACCAACUUGAAACUGCAGACCCUGCCACCAGUGCAACUGGCCCAUAAGUACUUCGAACUCUUCCCUGAGCAGAAAGACCCUCUCUGGCAGAAUCCGUGUGAUGAUAAACGACACAAGGACAUCUGGUCCAGGGAGAAAACGUGUGAUCAUUUACCCAAAUUCCUUGUGAUUGGGCCACAGAAAACAGGAACAACCGCGCUUUAUUUAUUUCUUCUUAUGCACCCUUCCAUCAUCAGCAAUCUCCCUAGCCCGAAAACCUUCGAAGAAGUUCAAUUUUUUAACGGCAACAACUAUCACAAGGGAAUUGAGUGGUAUAUGGACUUCUUUCCCACUCCUUCCAACAUUACCAGUGAUUUCCUAUUUGAAAAGAGUGCUAACUACUUCCACUCAGAAGAGGCUCCCAAGAGAGCUGCAUCUCUUGUUCCCAAAGCCAAGAUCAUCACUAUCCUCAUAGACCCCUCGGACAGGGCGUAUUCCUGGUACCAGCACCAACGAUCUCAUGAAGAUCCGGCUGCCCUAAGGUUCAAUUUCUAUGAAGUUAUCACGACAGGACACUGGGCCCCUCCUGAUUUAAAAACAUUGCAGAGGCGAUGUCUGGUGCCUGGGUGGUAUGCAGUACAUAUAGAAAGAUGGCUGGCCUACUUUUCUACUUCCCAGUUGCUAAUUAUUGAUGGACAACAGCUGAGAUCUGACCCAGCAACGGUGAUGGAUGAAGUCCAGAAGUUUCUAGGAGUUACACCUCAUUAUAAUUACUCUGAGGCACUGACGUUUGAUCCUCAAAAAGGCUUUUGGUGUCAACUACUGGAAGGAGGGAAAACCAAAUGUCUCGGGAAGAGCAAAGGACGGAGGUACCCACCCAUGGAUCCAGAGUCCAGAACCUUCCUCUCCAGUUACUACCGCGACCACAACGUGGAGCUCUCGAAGCUGCUGCACAGGUUGGGGCAGCCUCUGCCCUCGUGGCUGAGACAGGAGCUGCAGAAAGUGAGAUAGCGCCCUGGAGGAGCACAGGGCACUGCGUCAUCAUUAAGGAGAAAAAGGAACCCAUGCCUUUCCCUACACGCGUGACUGAUUGCCAGGAGAGGACUAUGAAUAAAAAUCCCCAUCGAUGUUUUUCAUCAAAUGAAGACAUAUAUGCACGCAUUGGCAAUUAUUAGCAUUAUUCUUUACUUAAGGCUUUUGGAAAAUAAAAUGUGGGGUUUGUGGCAA